Molecule: messenger RNA, 11290 nt
Organism: Symphalangus syndactylus (siamang)
Lineage: Eukaryota; Metazoa; Chordata; Mammalia; Primates; Hylobatidae
Gene: PROX1
Product: prospero homeobox 1
Biological process (GO): regulation of transcription by RNA polymerase II
Cellular component (GO): nucleus
Molecular function (GO): RNA polymerase II cis-regulatory region sequence-specific DNA binding; DNA-binding transcription factor activity, RNA polymerase II-specific
Source: RefSeq, a predicted model, not a curated record
UCUGAUAAAGUUGUUUGUAAGGUUUUAAAUUACUUAUACACACUGUCUUCCCACCUGCCCCCACCUAAACGCUUUAAGAAAGAACAGGAGGCGUGAGCAUACACCGAGCAAAUGUCAAGGCGAAGUGUAUUUAACCCAGAACCAGAUGCACGAGUGGUAACUGCGAGUUUGUCUAAGAACACACAGAUCACCCUUCAGAUAAAUAAGUAAAUGCAACCUGCACGGAUAGAGUUUGUUACAAGACCGGUCAGAACUUGCGUUAACUUCUAAGUUACCGCGGUUGUGUUGGAAAUGGGGCGGAGGGAGGAGUUGUCUUAACCCUAGGCUUGGCGGCUGGUUUCAGAGAUGGAGCCAAUAUCUAGGCGACUCCUCGUCUCCAGGCUUCUCCCCUAUCAGAAAACAAAGCGGGAGUCGUCCGAGAUAGGGGGCUAGGGCCUCAAGUCUUGCUCCAGGGCUGCCCGAGACCCAGAAGAAUGCCGCAGCUCUAGCAAGAGAGGUUGCCAGGAGCCUGGCCUGUACGCCUCCCCGACAGUAGAGGACAGGACACGGGACAGGGCUGCGCCGAGGCAGCUCACGGAGCUGGGCUGCGAACCGAUCUCGCUCGCCUAGCGUCGCGCGCGCUCCUAUUUCAAGUCGCCGCUCCUGCGCCCUAAUGCGGGCUGCGAACCGCCGCGGCAGAGCGUCGCGAGCCGGGAGCCUCCGCCGCCGAGGCUGGGGGUGGGAGAGCUUCCUUGUUCGCCAAGCGGGUUACCCCAACUUCGACUCAGGCCUGCUUUUCCCCAUGGCGUGGCACAGGACUUACUGGGGUUCUCAGGGAACUUUUCCCGCCGCCAGUUCCGGGGCAUGGUGUGUGCAAAACGUGCAUUCAAGCGCUAUGUGCAGUUGACACAAACUUGUGGGCUAAAGUGCAAGCCAUUUUUUUCGCGUUUGAAUCUUUUUCUCUGUCCCUGCCUCCUUUCUUCCCCCUACUCCCCCCUCCUCCUUCUCUGCUCUCCGCCCUUUUAAAUGUCAAACUGAGCAGAUGGUUUUAAGGUGUGGAAAGGUAUAUAGCCCUUACUCCUACCAGUUUAUUUGUGGGCUGGCGCUAACUUACAUGUACAAACCAAGAUUCUUAAAGAAAACUAGUAGGACGAAAAAUAAGAAAGGAAGUAGCUUUGAUCCAUUCUCAGAUCCCAAGUUUCCCCGCUCAAUACACCCGCUUACCUCGAAGGGACCCAACCAAUAGAAGCAUUAUUCUAUCCUGUAUCUAAUGGGCAUGCUGAUUAUUUCUGCUCCCAGCCUAAACUGUCACAUCCCGGUUAGAACACCUGAUACAACAGUCAAUAGUUGGAGGUGUGAGUGGUGCGUGUGCGCUCCUGUGUGUUGUUUCCGUGAUAGACGCGUGGGGGGAGUGUGUGGGGGCGGCAAAAGGGGAAAGAAGAAGGCUGGGGAUGCUCCCGCAAUCUCUUUUCUUAUCGCCGACACCUAACCUGACCGACCUAAUUUUUUUUCUCCUUGGCACUGUUUGAAAUUCGUGCCAAAAGUUUCCUGCCGGGAUAGACUCGGACAUACUAACAUCGCUAUUCUUAUUCAAAGGGAGGGCUUAAUAUCCUCUUUACGGUUUGGUGAUUUGAGGCUGAAAUUGUAAAUUCCCUAGAAAGGAGUGUGUGUGUGUGUGUGUAUGUGUGUCGCAGAAGACAUUGGUAGUGUUUGGCCAGUGUACUUGUAACACACCUCAUAAAUACCCUGUUGUCACGACACAGCAUGAUUCAACCUUUGAUCUGAUUAAAUUUGAGGGACACACGAAAACUGUCCUCCUCCUACUUACAAAAAUGAGUGUCUAAUAGACUAUGUAUGAAUGUUUCUGCUUCGCAGCUCUUGCAAGUCCCAGCUUUUAUAGGAUCUUUAGGUCAUAAACGCGGCUGCUUUAUUAAAAGCCGUUUACUGUGCCCGGUGAAAGGGACGUUCUAGCUGCGGCUGAGGCUCGCUUGCAUUUGUAACUUGCAAAGCCCAAGAAGAUCUUUAAGAGCCACAUUAUCUAAAGAAAUUUUGCUGGUUAUUUUUCAAGCAAGAAAUGUCAAACCAAAGUAAAUUUUCUAGGGCUUUAUGUUAGAGCCUGCGAUUUAAGCGUUUGAAAUUUCUUGCCUAAUAAACUUUAAAGUUUGUUCCCCAGGCGUCAAAACUGUGUAAAUUCUGUAUUGAACAGCUUUCUUUGGUCUUUCUGGGGCGAGUGAAUUAGUGAAGGGUAAUCGCCAGAUGUUUGCCACAUAUAUAUUUUUAAAGGCUGCUUUACCUACUAUCCAAAUAAUGUCGGAGGUAAUCAAGGGUAAAUAUUCCUCUUCCUAAUAAUUUGGACUGGAGAUUAACUGGGACUCAGCCAAUGUUGAUCUUCGUCUAAUAACAGAUGCAGCGGACCCGAUGUGAAACCUCUGGCACCUAUUAUUUUAAUACCAAACCUACCUGUAUUUUAUUGUCCACCUCCCCUUUAAAAGGAACCAAGGGUGACACGUAUCCUUGACACUACCUAUGAUCGUUUAAAAAGUGGAAUGAUUUGCAGAUCCCCCCUCCCUCCUCCUAUGCCACCCCCACCCCUAAAACCCCCACUUUUUCUCCCGUAUACUUUUCCGUGCCUUCCUCCACCCAAGUCGGAGGAGCGCUCACUCGCUCGGCCACUCGGCGAACUCGAUCAGCUGUAUCUGGGAAAGGAAAAAAGAAAAAGAAAAAAAAAAAAGGACCUGCGUCCUGGAACAGCUAGCGUGAGCCGGGCGCCGCUCGCGCCGUCUCCCGCUUUGCAUAGUGCCCGCAGAUGGCUCGCUCCGGCCCAGGCGCGGCGAUCCAGUCGUCCCGAAGCAGUGGCAGGGUGGGGGUGGGGGUGGGGGCCGGGGAUGGAGGCCGGGGAGGGGGAGAGCAGGGCCCCUCUCCCCUCCUCUCUUCCCAGCCCCUCACCCCCACCCCUUUUAUAUUUUUUUUUCCUCCCAAGUUCUCUUGCCUUGCUAUCCCCCCUUGAAUCCGAAGGCGCCUCGCGAUUGGGUGCUGGGGCCGGGUACGUCAGAUAGACUGUGACGUGCAGUCUUCCUGUUUCCUUCAGCUGUGUCUUAAAGUAAAUCUUGUUGUGGAGCGGAGCCCUCAGCUGAGGGAGCGCUCUGAAAUAAUACACCAUUGCAGCCGGGGAAAGCAGAGCGGCGCAAAAGAGCUCUCGCCGGGUCCGCCUGCUCCCUCUCCGCUUCGCUCCUCUUCUCUUCUUUACCCUUCUCCUCUCUUCUCCUCUGCUGCUCUCUCCUCUCCUCCGCUCUUCUCUCUCCUCCUCUCCUGCUCUCUCCUCUUCCCUUCGCUCCCCUUCUUUUCUUCUCCUCUUCUUCCCUCUCCUCGCCUCUCCCCUGCUCCUCUUCUCUCGUCUCCCCUCCCCGCCCGCCUCUCUCUCCCCUCUCCCUCUCCCACUCGCCCCGCUCGCUCGCUCGCUGUCGCACAGACUCACCGUCCCUUGUCCAAUUAUCAUAUUCAUCACUCGCAAGAUAUCACCGUGUGUGCGCGCGCGUGUUUUCCUCUCUCUGCCGGGGGAAAAAAAGAGAGAGAGAGAGAGAUAGAGAGAGAGAGAGAGGCUCGGUCCCACUGCUCCCUGCACCGCGGUCCCGGGAUUCUUGAGCUGUGCCCAGCUGACGAGCUUUUGAAGAUGGCACAAUAACCGUCCAGUGAUGCCUGACCAUGACAGCACAGCCCUCUUAAGCCGGCAAACCAAGAGGAGAAGAGUUGACAUUGGAGUGAAAAGGACGGUAGGGACAGCAUCUGCAUUUUUUGCUAAGGCAAGAGCAACGUUUUUUAGUGCCAUGAAUCCCCAAGGUUCUGAGCAGGAUGUUGAGUAUUCAGUGGUGCAGCAUGCAGAUGGGGAAAAGUCAAAUGUACUCCGCAAGCUGCUGAAGAGGGCGAACUCGUAUGAAGAUGCCAUGAUGCCUUUUCCAGGAGCAACCAUAAUUUCCCAGCUGUUGAAAAAUAACAUGAACAAAAAUGGUGGCACGGAGCCCAGUUUCCAAGCCAGCGGUCUCUCUAGUACAGGCUCCGAAGUACAUCAGGAGGAUAUAUGCAGCAACUCUUCAAGAGACAGCCCCCCAGAGUGUCUUUCCCCUUUUGGCAGGCCUACUAUGAGCCAGUUUGAUAUGGAUCGCUUAUGUGAUGAGCACCUGAGAGCAAAGCGCGCCCGGGUUGAGAAUAUAAUUCGGGGUAUGAGCCAUUCCCCCAGUGUGGCAUUAAGGGGCAAUGAAAAUGAAAGAGAGAUGGCCCCGCAGUCUGUGAGUCCCCGAGAAAGUUACAGAGAAAACAAACGCAAGCAAAAGCUUCCCCAGCAGCAGCAACAGAGUUUCCAGCAGCUGGUUUCAGCCCGAAAAGAACAGAAGCGAGAGGAGCGCCGACAGCUGAAACAGCAGCUGGAGGACAUGCAGAAACAGCUGCGCCAGCUGCAGGAAAAGUUCUACCAAAUCUAUGACAGCACUGAUUCGGAAAAUGAUGAAGAUGGUAACCUGUCUGAAGACAGCAUGCGCUCGGAGAUCCUGGAUGCCAGGGCCCAGGACUCUGUCGGAAGGUCAGAUAAUGAGAUGUGCGAGCUAGACCCAGGACAGUUUAUUGACCGAGCUCGAGCCCUAAUCAGAGAGCAGGAAAUGGCUGAAAACAAGCCGAAGCGAGAAGGCAACAACAAAGAAAGAGACCAUGGGCCAAACUCCUUACAACCGGAAGGCAAACAUUUGGCUGAGACCUUGAAACAAGAACUGAACACUGCCAUGUCGCAAGUUGUGGACACUGUGGUCAAAGUCUUUUCGGCCAAGCCCUCCCGCCAGGUUCCUCAGGUCUUCCCACCUCUCCAGAUCCCCCAGGCCAGAUUUGCAGUCAAUGGGGAAAACCACAAUUUCCACACCGCCAACCAGCGCCUGCAGUGCUUUGGCGACGUCAUCAUUCCGAAUCCCCUGGACACCUUUGGCAAUGUGCAGAUGGCCAGUUCCACUGACCAGACAGAAGCACUGCCCCUGGUCGUCCGCAAAAACUCCUCUGACCAGUCUGCCUCCGGCCCUGCCGCUGGCGGCCACCACCAGCCCCUGCACCAGUCGCCUCUCUCUGCCACCACAGGCUUCACCACGUCCACCUUCCGCCACCCCUUCCCCCUUCCCUUGAUGGCCUAUCCAUUUCAGAGCCCAUUAGGUGCUCCCUCCGGCUCCUUCUCUGGAAAAGACAGAGCCUCUCCUGAAUCCUUAGACUUAACUAGGGAUACCACGAGUCUGAGGACCAAGAUGUCAUCUCACCACCUGAGCCACCACCCUUGUUCACCAGCACACCCGCCCAGCACCGCCGAAGGGCUCUCCUUGUCGCUCAUAAAGUCCGAGUGCGGCGAUCUUCAAGAUAUGUCUGAAAUCUCACCUUAUUCGGGAAGUGCAAUGCAAGAAGGAUUGUCACCUAAUCACUUGAAAAAAGCAAAGCUCAUGUUUUUUUAUACCCGUUAUCCCAGCUCCAAUAUGCUGAAGACCUACUUCUCCGAUGUAAAGUUCAACAGAUGCAUUACCUCUCAGCUCAUCAAGUGGUUUAGCAAUUUCCGUGAGUUUUACUACAUUCAGAUGGAGAAGUACGCGCGUCAAGCCAUCAACGAUGGGGUCACCAGUACUGAAGAGCUGUCUAUAACCAGAGACUGUGAGCUGUACAGGGCUCUGAACAUGCACUACAAUAAAGCAAAUGACUUUGAGCAGGUUCCAGAGAGAUUCCUGGAAGUUGCUCAGAUCACAUUACGGGAGUUUUUCAAUGCCAUUAUCGCAGGCAAAGAUGUUGAUCCUUCCUGGAAGAAGGCCAUAUACAAGGUCAUCUGCAAGCUGGAUAGUGAAGUCCCUGAGAUUUUCAAAUCCCCGAACUGCCUACAAGAGCUGCUUCAUGAGUAGAAAUUUCAACAACUCUUUCUGAAUGUAUGAAGAGUAGCAGUCCCCUUUGGAUGUCCAAGUUAUAUGUGUCUAGAUAUUGAUUUCAUAUAUAUGUGUAUGGGAGGCAUGGAUAUGUUAUGAAAUCAGCUGGUAAUUCCUCCUCAUCACCUUUCUCUCAUUUUCUUUUGUUUUCCAUUGCAAGGGGAUGGUUGUUUUCUUUCUGCCUUUAGUUUACUUUUGCCCAAGGCCCUUAACAUUUGGACACUUAAAAUAGGGUUAAUUUUCAGGGAAAAAGAAUGUUGGCGUGUGUAAAGUCUCUAUUAGCAAUGAAGGGAAUUUGUUAAUGAUGCAUCCACUUGAUUGAUGACUUAUUGCAAAUGGCGGUUGGCCGAGGAAAACCCAUGACACAGCACAACUCUACAGUGAUGUGUCUCUUGUUUUUACUGCUAAGAAGGUCUGAAAAUUUCAUGAAACCACUUCAUACAUGUAAGUAUUUUGUUUGGUUUGAACUCAAUCAGUAGCUUUUCCUUACAUGUUUAAAAAUAAUUCCAAUGACAGAUGAGCAGCUCACUUUUCCAAAGUACCCCAAAAGGCCAAAUUAAAAAAGAAAAAUAAUCACUCUCAAGCCUUGUCUAAGAGAAGAGGUAAACUCUGAAAGUAGUACCAGUUUCUUCUGGAGGCAAAGCAAUUUUGCACAAAACCAGCUCUCUCAAGAUGAGACUAGAAAUUCAUACCUGGUCUUCUAGCCACCUCUCUAAACUUGACAAUAGGUUCUUCUUUGUAAGUGAGCUUACAUCAUUCUUCAUAAAGAAAAAUCCUGUAACUUGUUAUCAUUUUUGCUUCAGAUACUAAAAGGCACUAAGUUUCCAAUUUACACUGCUCAACUUUCUUUAUAUGCUUAAAAGGAUUCUGUUUACUUAACAAUUUUUUCCCCUAAAAUACUAUUUUCUGAAUACUCUCUUCCAGUAAGGAAUAAAGGAAAGCCCAACUUGGCCAUAAAAUUCUUGCCUACACUAGAAGUUUGUUGACAGCUGUUAGCUGACUUGAUCGUCACCUCCUAAGAGGAACACAUAUAUUUUCACAUGCAAUUCCACACUAUCCUGAUGGGUAUGCAAAGUGGUGACAGUCUAACUCAGUGUUUCUUCAUUUUAGGUAUAACAUUUUAAAGCAAUUGAUAAUGCCUCUUCCAAUUCAGAAGCUAGUAUUGACCAAAAUGUGAGAAGAGUGUAUAGCAUAGGAAAAUUUGGGGUUAACCCAAAAGACACAAUUCCAGCACACGUAAAGAAAGCUAGCUGCUAUUUUAUGCUUUCUUCAAUGGUUCUCCUCUUUUUUCCUUUUUAUUUUUCCCUGUUUUUCAAUGAUGUACAUUGUUCCCUACUUGCAUUGAAAAAAAUCGUAUGGCAUUCACACUUUUUUUCUUAGGUGGGUUUUUGUGUGCAGAUGCAGUAAGAAUUCAUUGUUCAUCCUAAAACUGUUUUCCAGACCCCUCCUUCCCCUUAGGUAAUUUGAUAUACACCUCCUAAAAUGACACAGUAACAAAUCUGGUAUUUAGAACAUAUAGAACAUAAAUGCCAUUUUUUAAUUCAAUUUUAAUAAGAAUUACAUUUGACUUUGGAGAAUACAGGUUUUGACCCAUGUGACUGACUAGCUGACCCGAUCGCUGUAAUUUAACGUCAUUUAUAAAUUCUGCUGAUGGACAGGAAUGUAUGAACUCAAUUAUUGUCAGCACAAAGCCUUAAAACCUGCUGACUUUAAAUUAAACGGUGCAGUCCUAUGAUGCCCUGCACCAUCCAGGGGACUAACAGGGCCUCGCAGUGUGGACAGAGGGUGCAGCCACAUGGGCUGGGGCACCAGCCACUUCACUCUGCACCCGCGGCCUCACACAUCUCCCAGCUCACACUCUACUAAUGCACAGCCAUUCGAUCCAAUUUGUUAUUUUUCUCACUUGCUUUAAAAAAAAAAGUUUGGAUAAUCAUGACACUGGAAUAAAGUGGGAAGAAAAAAUUCAAUCAGCACAAAAUAGGGAAGUAAUCCCAACUUGUAGUCACACUUUUUUGACUGGCUUUGUUUAAGAGAGUAUGGCAUUCCUUGUUCGUGUCAGUAUACCACUGGGUUUUUGCUGUUCUGUGUAAUUCAUAUCAACAUUGUGUUGCCAUUUGCAAGGUAAAAGGCAAAGCUGUAGUGUAUUCACCUAUGUAGACAGAUUGCUAGGUAUCUUUUUGAUCUGGGGCGAGUUCAAUAUUGAUUCCAGACUUAUUUGGAUUUUUUUAGUAUUGUUUUCCCCUCCCUUUCUAAUUUAAAUAGACAAAUUACGCAAAAGUGUGUAUUCACAACCAAAUGUUGAUGCCCUUAUCUACUGAUAAUAUACUCUCAAUGUUCACUGAGGCAUAGAAACUAUUUCAGAGUAGAAAUUGCAGCAUGAGGAUAAACUCACCUCUUUGUUCUGGAAAUAGAACUUUAUCACUAUGCUUUCUGGUGGUUUUCCCUUUUACAAUCAAAAUCUUGUGCCUCCCAAGUGCAUUGGAAAAUGACAAAAGCCUGUCUCUCCAAAUUCCUAUUUAACAGUUUGAUUUUUUUUUUUAAUCACCAUCUUUCAAAUCUUAGCUCAACUCUCACCAAGUGAAAAUUGGCUACUUGGGAGAAAGUUAACUUUCUAUGGUGGGAGGGUGAAGGAUGAGGGACAGUUUACAUAGGAAAAGAAAAAAAAGUCUAAAGUCCAUGUUGAAAAACCACACUACCACUUAUUUUCUGCUAACCCUAAAUUAUUUUUGCGUGUACGCUUGAGGUUAUAGUCUGUGCCUAGACCUAAAAUGCACCAGCGGGGGGGAUUUUAAAAAAUCCUUCAAAAUACCAGUUUUUUCCCAACAAGUACAAUUGUUCUUGUGCCUUCUGUGGCUUUCGAUUUCAUCUUUUUGACUUUAUUUCCAAUUACUACAGCUGCAAUAAACACUAGAUUUUUUUUCUGGCUGUUUGACAUAACGUUGAUAGCUAUGCAUAUUUUGUGUCUUUUUAAAACAAAGCGGGAGAAUACGUUUUUGAAGAAGAGAAUUUUUAGAACAGUUUGAUACCGCAAAUUAUUUUUUCCUCAAUUGUUUGAGCAGCAUUCAAGUUUUGAAAAUUCUUGUAGAAGCCAAUUUUUUGUAACUGUGGUGCAAAUCUUGUGUUUUCUUAGCCUAAUGAAAAGUAGUAUAGAAGCAAUAUUUCAUACCAUGUGCUAUAUAUGUGUGUGCAGAUGUGUGAACAUAAAAGCACAUACACACAUAUACACACAUGUAAAAAUAUACAUAUAUAUAUAUAUAUAUGCGUGUGAAGUGGAAAGCUUACCUUUUCCUAUCUAGAUUUAAGAACCUAUUUUAGACAUUUGUUAUGUUUUGUGAAAAGAAUGUUCUAUUUGCAACAAAACAUUUAAUUCUUACUGUAUCUCUGGCUGUUUAAUGAGGACGUUUCACAUUAAAUGGUAAAACACGUGGAAGAUGUUAGAAUGUAGUAAUUAUUUAAGUAAACGUUCACCCACAUAUUCCUGAAGUUUGCUUUGUGCCUCCGAGUAUUAUUUAAUUAAAGUGUUUUAUGUUUGCAGAAUCUUUGUUACUGUACUAGGGAUGUGGGUGAAUAUCAUUUAAAAAAAUUUAAAACAAAAAAAAAAGCAAAACAGAAACACUAAAGCAAGAGGGGAACUUUUAUAAAGCAAUGUAAAUAUUUAACCUCAUGGCUAUCAUUAUGUAAGACAUGAGAUUUUAAUAAAUAACUACAUUCUCACGACAUCUGUUGAAUUUACUAGGAACACUACAGUGACCGUAUAGACAGUUGAAAGCAUUCUUGAAAAUCCUGCUCUCUCCUUUUAAAAGUUAACAAUCUCUUUUAUCAGAUGUCAAGGGCAAGGGUAAUGCAGUUUCUGUAAAUUUAUGAAAUUUCUUUUUCUAUGUACAUGAAGACAUUUAGUAACACCCCCCUUCCCGUGUGCGCAUGUGCGCAUACACACACACACACACACACACACACACACAUACACAUUGUCAUAAAGCUAAUGAUUUGGGGACUUUAAAAAAUAGGAUGUCCUCCAGGAACAAUCAUAAAUUUAUGAAAGAAAGAGUAGUUUACAGACUCCCCUGAAAGAAGCAGUGUAUAUGUGAAGACAGUGCAAAAAUCUCUUUGCCAUGUAUAUUAUAGCGUAUUCAUUGGUGUGAAUAGUACAAAUGUUUCCUUCUGGUACAAACUCUGUGUUUGCAAAUUUACAAGAAGCAUUGUUUUCAAAAAGCUCCCCUUAAAAAAUGUAACUGGUUUAUAUGAGUAAGCAGUUACCGUAUUGCACUUAAAUGUUAUGUUGAAGGAAAUGCAGUUUUGUUUUCUGUAGAUCUGUUGGUUGUAAACCAUCUAUAAAACUAAAGCUAAAAUGCUCAUAUUCAGAGCUGGGAUCAAAACUGGUAUUUAACCUUUGCAUCUUCUUAUAAUUACCCUUCUAAGAAUAUAACAGAAUGUGGAAGUGUCUGGACUUUGAGUCUUUUCAACUGAGCCCUCUCUCAAAUCUGACACCCCCUCAAAAUGCACAAACAUAAGCAGAAAAGGCAAACAAGCUUACCUUCUUUUGUGAAAACGUAUUCAUUCUGUAUUUUUUUAAAUAUUCAAUUCCCCUGAAAAUGGGGAGAAAACAUUUUAAAAUUGUAUAUUACCACUUCAAAUUUAGAACUAAGAAAAAAAUGUAUUUGGGAUUGGUCUCAGCGCUACCUAGAAGAAUCAAAGGUCGUGGCUUCCCUCAAUAUUGUCCCAGCCAUUUCUCAUAUGUAUAUAGUAUAAACCGUGACAAAACACUGCCUUUAUAUUAUUUAGCAAUAUGUUGUAAAUAGCAUUAUUAAGCUCUUUUUUGUAAUAAAGACCCUUUGAUUUGAAUAUAGUACAAUAACUGAACUGAUAAAGUCAAUUUUUGAUUUUUGUUUGUUUUUUUUUAGCUAGAGGCAAUUUCAAUUGUGAAUUUUUGUUGUUGUCUAUUGUUCUGAAGACUUUGCAUAAUUUAUUGGUUUAAUUUAUCCUAAUUUAUUUGAUGAAGGUGUACAAUUUUGUAUUACCAAGGAUGUACUGUAAUAUUAAUUGAUAUGAUAAACACAAUGAGACUCCCUGUCCAUAUUAAAAAGAAAAUAAAAAGGUGCAGUAGACAAUUGAUUUUAAAGGAAAAGUUAAAAAAAUUAGUUUGGCAGCUACUAAAUUUUAAAACAGGAAAAAAAAAAGUUGUUGUGGGGAGGGUGGGAAAGGGGUUUUACUUUGUGUGUUUUAAGCUUUUGUAUACUCUCCAAACUUUUACCUUUUGCUUUGUACCACUUAAAGGAUACAGUAGUCCAAUUGCCUUGUGUGCCUUCCAUCUCCUCUUAAACUGAAUGUAUGUGCAGUAUAUAUGCAAGCUUGUGCAAAAUAAAAUAUACAUUACAAGCUCA